ACUAUCAAUCAAGAUCAAAUUAAGUUUCAAAGAGGUACGGCAAAAGUCUACGAAGUCUCUCGAACAACGUUACAGCGUCGAUGCACUGGUAUGCUUACCCAACGCGAUUGCCGACCUAACUCAAAAAAGCUUACUAAGGUAGAAGAAGAGGUGAUAGUUAACUAUUUUAAUCUAGAUCUACGUAGAUUUUUACCCACCUAUGCAGCCGUGCGUAAUAUAGCUAAUAGACUCCUUACUACGCGUAGCGCA
Messenger RNA from Bipolaris sorokiniana ND90Pr, 249 nucleotides. RefSeq lists its product as uncharacterized. The annotation marks the transcript as partial. The record is from RefSeq and is a predicted model, not a curated record. NCBI's taxonomy places the organism in Eukaryota, Fungi, Ascomycota, Dothideomycetes, Pleosporales, Pleosporaceae. The transcript has 2 exons.